GAUUUCAGAGCGAAAUCAACACAUUUUGUCGUCUUUUGAAGUUUUUUCGUUUGUCAAAUCGUAAAACACUUUUCCGUGUUUUUCUUUUCGUUUAUGAGUUACUGUGUUAUUUUCCUUCAUUCGCGUCAUGCCUCAAGAUACGAGUACGGAUACUGAGAGCUCUUCUGAUGAUUCAUCCGUUGGAUCGGGCGAAUAUCGUGAUGACAAUAAUGACUGCAGUUCACCCAAAUCGUCGUCGAAUAAUGACGACCAUCCCCGGAAAUUCCCAGCUGUUGAAUCGGAAAAACAGAGGAAGAGAUUGGCAAAAAGGGCGAAGAUGCAGGCAGCUCUGCUCGCUUGUUUACGUGGGAUGCCAGUUUCAACGGCAGCACGACAGUUUGGGGUUCACAAAUCUACAUUGCGCCACAAGCUGAGAGGAGAGCACUCUACAGUUCAGGGAGACCAAUCCAGAAAAUUCUCGCGUUCUGACGAAAGCCAUUUUGCUGAUAUGCUUAUGAGUCUGGAUAGAGUCGGGGUUCCCCUGGAUUUUCAAAUCCGCGAGAAAGCUUUGGAGCUGGCGGGGUUAAAAUACAAAGUCAUUCCAGCAGAGAAUGGGCACAUGUCGAGCUCCUGGCACAAGGGCUUCCUCCGACGCCACCCCGAGAUUGCUUCAAGAUGGCACAAAAUUACCCAUAGCAAAUCUGGCCGAAAAGCCGGCAAAUGGAGCGUAAAGCAGUGUACCGAAUGGGUCACGCUCCUCAAUGAACUGCACGCGUAUGGAUAUCUCUCGGAUCCUCGGGGACUCUUCACGGUAGACGAAAGCCGGUUCAUUUUACUGGAAAAAACGAAAUUAAAGCGAACUUCGCAAGAAAUACAAGUGGUUAUCCCCGAUCAUGAUGGCUCGGCCAGCGAAGUGGUGACGACGCUGUUCUGUGGCCGAGCGGAUGGAUUAAUUCUGCGGCCACUGGCACUCUUUGCCGGUGUGGAACACCUUGAUUCUCAUAUUGCUGAAGCUGGAGAUAAUUACUGUGUCGCGUACAAUACUUCCGGAGAGCUGGAUCCAAAAAUAUUUGCGGAUUAUGUCAGAAAAGAAAUCUUUCCGAACAUGGAAGCGCAAAAGAAUAUUAUUUUUGUCGACGGAUAUCAGUUUUCUCACCUGGACAAUCUCGAAUUACUAAUGGAGUGCGCUGCUAGUGAUAAGGAUAUGAAGGUGGUGUGUCUGCCACCCGCUCGACCUCGCUACCGUCGUCCCCUCGAUAUCGGCGCUUUUGGAGCGGUUAAAGAACGCUGCCGACACUAUCUGCAUUCCGCAUCCAUGCAGUUAUCAGCGGCAGCCGACAAGCAGAGCUUCGCCCUUCAUCUCGUGGAGUUGCUUAAUUUGGAAAACAAAUUAAUUUCGGGGUUCCGGGAUGCUGGUAUUAUGCCUUUUGAUUUGGGUGGAAUCUGCAAGUCGCUCAAAGUGGAUGAGAAAAACGUUAAAAAGGUUGGACCGGUCGCAUCGGUUAUUCCUCGUGUUGAGGAACCGUUCAAAGUACAGUUUGCAAAUUUGGAGAGGAGUUUGAAAGAGAUUUUUACGUUAACUCCGGCGGAUGUGAAAGAUCUAAUGGACUUUGUCAAAAAAAAGCUGGAUGCAUUCCAGCGGAGAGUGUUCCAGAAACCGCAUCCAACGUCAGAAAUAUUCCAGUUGAAUCUCAAGCUCCUAAAAAACGGCCUGUGAAAAACUCACCUUUGCCAAACGUUGGAGGCCGUGCGGUUAAACGUCGCAAGAAAUAAUGGAAUCUGCCUUUUGACAGGCGUGUGUGAUCUCUCAGUUCCCGAGAUAUUCUAGUAGAUCUUGUUUUUAUUGUUUUUGCUUACAUUUUCGUCAGAAAUAAUAUUGGUUGAUUUUUUUAAUGACCCGAGAUGACUGGUUUGUGACUUUUGUAAGUAGUGGCGAAAUUUUCUGUUCGAUCACUUCGAAGUAAUGCAGAGUGGACCUGCAGUCGCAUUGUCUCGUAAAAUACCCUUACAAAUUUUUCCAA
This is a messenger RNA of Paramacrobiotus metropolitanus, 2000 nucleotides long. RefSeq lists its product as uncharacterized. The record is from RefSeq and is a predicted model, not a curated record. The coding region runs from base 128 to 1696 and encodes 522 amino acids. The transcript is spliced from 4 exons. Gene Ontology annotation, molecular function: DNA binding. NCBI's taxonomy places the organism in Eukaryota, Metazoa, Tardigrada, Eutardigrada, Parachela, Macrobiotidae.